Messenger RNA from Labrus mixtus (cuckoo wrasse), 3960 nucleotides. It is a transcript of the gene inhbb, whose product is annotated as inhibin subunit beta B. Gene Ontology annotation, cellular component: extracellular region. The transcript has 2 exons. The coding region runs from base 1131 to 2354 and encodes 407 amino acids. Gene Ontology annotation, biological process: SMAD protein signal transduction; BMP signaling pathway. NCBI's taxonomy places the organism in Eukaryota, Metazoa, Chordata, Actinopteri, Labriformes, Labridae. The record is from RefSeq and is a predicted model, not a curated record. Gene Ontology annotation, molecular function: cytokine activity; growth factor activity.
CUAUGUUAUUCUUUUUUGUACUAAUAGCCUAAUUCACCCACCAAAUCUUGAGUAUUUUUUUUAUUUAAAUGUUUUAGAUAACAGGAAACCCAGACGUGUUAAAAGCGACAGAAGGAGUCUGGUGUGUCCUUUAAUAUUAAUCAACAUUACUAAAAGUUUGAUUUGACAUGUUCAGCCUGAGAUCCAUCCCACGGAAACCACCUGCUGUUAACAGUCUGCACAGAGAGCAAAGUUUCCACACUAAACCUGCGCGUCUCAUAGCUGUGGUCUUUAAGAUGUAUGAUCAAAUUAUGCUGCACUUUAUGAGUCAAAUAACACACGCCUUUGGGGUAGAAUUAUGCAACCUCUUUAGGGCCGGCAUGUUACCAUAAUAAAACCUUGUUUCAUCCCUGCAGUCGUGGCUCUGAGACGUAGUAGUCUUAAUAAUCCCCGGCGCCCAGUUGGUGGAAAUCCCCACGUGGUUUCGACUCCUGUAUAAAAACUUUGGGUGUGCGGAGCCCCUGUUGUCGUGAUUGCAAAAGGCAGAAAAGGGUCUCAGUGAGCAGCAGCAUCUUGCAGGACGCACGGAGCUGUUCAUCUACUAGAACCGCGCGCACCGGACACGGUACCCAGCAGCAGGCGCAAACACAAAAGACGCGGGACUCACGGAGAACUCACUGUGUUUUUUGUUUUUUUUUAAUCUUUUGGGAACUGCAGUUUUGAAAAGUUUCUGCAUGUUUGGUGCUGAAUGGGAAAGAGCGCAGUGAACGCGUUUGGACAUCGGAAGGGGGGGGGGGUUCAUUCAGAGACCUCGUUUGUUUUGGUAGAUUACAAGUCUGACCUGAACGGGCAGUGACAGAAGCGCGUCAACAAUCCAAACUCCUGAGUGCGCUUUCCAAUAACAGACAUGAACUUUUAUGUUGGGCAGAGAAAAGAAGCAUUGUUGGAUAACAAGCUGAAUGCAUAAUGACUGGAGUUAAUUAGCCUGUUUGGGAAUACAAAGCUCUCAUUGGCUUCUCUGGAUAUCUUGAGGCGUCUCACUUUUUGGAGCACAAGUGGAAUUAAAUUUAGCUUUUACCUUCGGUGUGUAUUUGAUCUUUUUUCAUCCUUCUCUUACUUAGGAUUCGGACUGUAACCUUAACUGUAGAAAAAUGAGCGUAUACAGCCUGGCUUUGUCCUGCUUGGUCGCGUGCGUCCUUUCCGCGGGCUGCAGCUCGGUGACCGGGACAGACACUCAGAGCUCGCCCCAGGAGUCGUGCGCGUCCUGCGGUCUGAGGACGCCGGAUCAGACAGAGCGGGUGAACAUAGACUUCCUGGAGGCGGUGAAGAGGCACAUUCUGAACCGGCUGCAGAUGAGGGACAGACCCAACAUCACCCACCCCAUCCCCAAAGCCGCGAUGGUGACGGCGCUGAGGAGGCUGCACGCCGGUAAAGUGCGCGAAGACGGCAGAGUGGAGAUCCCGAGCUUUGACGGACAGGCUGCGUACAACAACGAGGUUCAAGCGGAGAACUCGGAGAUCAUCAGCUUCGCCGAGUCAGAUGAGCACACAUCCUCCAAGUCUGGUCUCUUCUUCCUCGUCUCCAACGAGGGAAACCAGAACCUGUACGUGUCCCAGGCUAACCUGUGGCUCUACUUCCGUGUGCUGCCAGCUGGUCCUGAGAAGGGCCUCCGGAGGAAGGUGACAGUCAAGAUCCACUACCAAGAGGCCGGUUCUGCCAGCAGUGCAGAGGGAAGCCCUGGAGGCGGUGGUGGUGGUGGUGGUGGAGGGGGAACAGGUCGUUGGGCACUGGUGGAGAAGCGGGUGGAUCUGAAACGCAGUGGUUGGCACACAUUCCCUCUCUCUGAAGCUGUGCGGGCUGUGUUCGGAAAAGGCAGUCGACGCCAGGACCUGGAGGUUCACUGUGACGGCUGUGAGACAUCCGGCGUUUCUCCCGUGCUGGUGGACCCAGGUGACCCAUCCCACCGGCCGUUCCUGGUUGUCCGUGCUCGGCAGGUGGACGGGAAGCACCGUAUUCGCAAACGGGGGCUGGAGUGUGAUGGCACUAGCGGGGGCCUUUGCUGUCGGCAGCAGUUUUACAUUGACUUUCGCCUCAUUGGCUGGAAUGACUGGAUCAUUGCCCCAGCCGGUUACUACGGCAACUACUGCGAGGGCAGCUGCCCGGCCUACAUGGCAGGCGUACCGGGCUCGGCUUCAUCCUUCCACACCGCAGUAGUUAACCAGUAUCGCAUAAGAGGGAUGAGCCCCGGCUCAGUCAACUCCUGCUGCAUCCCAACCAAGCUCAGUACUAUGUCCAUGCUCUACUUUGACGAUGAGUACAACAUCGUAAAGAGGGACGUGCCCAACAUGAUCGUGGAGGAGUGUGGCUGUGCUUGAGUCCCCGCUGACCUCUCAUGAACUUGGAACAAUCAGAAAGGCCUUUUGUACAAACAGGACAUUGUUGUACGGUACACAUAUACAAUAUAUCUUUACCUACUGUAUGUGCAAGCGACAUGCACACUGGUACAAUCAAGCAAGUAUCAGUAUUGGUCCAUGUGUGCAUGGCUGUGUUUUCUAGUGUGCGUGCGAGUGUGUGUAUUUAUCAGAGUGACAUGCUUGCUGUCCGAGUGUUGUCCAUUUGGCGACGGCCGGUCAGCAACAAGACGAGAAGGGAAUGAUAAUCACCAAAUGAUACUUUGCUCUAGUUUGCCAUUUCUAGUCAAAAAUAAUGGCUCAUCAUCUCCUCUUGUAUGAAGAUAACAAGCGCUUAAGGAAAGUGACAGGAUCAGCCGAUGGCAUUAUUGGCUUCACCCCCAUGCUCCCAACACUGCUCCCCCAAACCUCUUAAGUACUUUAAGCACAUGACAGACUUUGUUUUCAUAAAGCACUGACAAUACAUCAGCUUAUACAAUUCAGAACACCAGCACUUCCCUAUAUUAUGCCGACAGACACAGUCUGACUCUCCUCUCUGAUGGAAUUAGACCGGCAGCGCUUAAUGCCUUGCAGGAUUACACCAUCCGAAGAAAGGCAAAAGAAAAGUCCUUUGCAGAGCUGCUGCUGUCACUCUUGCUGUUGACUAUGGGCCUCCACCUCAACUUCUUGCCUAAGAGUGCUGCAGGCCCUGCUACCAUGACAACCAGGUGAAGAUAGAUGUCAUAAGUGCACUUCACUUGUGCACUUGGACCAACAGAGAAAGAACUGCUUCUUCCCACUCCCUUUAUGCCCAGUAGGAGUGGGCUUGUGGAUGCAGAGACUCUAGUUUUGGCCCAUUUGGGUCGCCACAGUGCAGUGCAGCACUUGCAGAAACUGAAAUGCACACCCUGAAUAGCACUUGUAUAAAGAAUUGCCUUCCAAGGGGUACUGAGUGUCCUGUCCUAUCACUAAAUAAGUGCCACAUGAGCUAUGCAAUGUAUAGUAACCUAUACCCAUACUCGACAUGCUCUCUUAGACUGAAUCGUCUCUUCAUCUUUCUCUUUAUCUCCUUCUUUUCUCUCUUAAGUCCUCGACUCUUUAUCAAUACUUGAAAUGUAAUCUUUCGCCUCCUUUCCAAAGCGAAUGAUUGUUGUGACGUUUGCACUGAAAAGUUGCGGGAUUAGUGAAACAAAAACUGCCAUUGAAAAGUUAUUUUUAUAGAAGAAAAUUGAAUUUUGUUUCAAAUGUAUUUUACUUAAUUAAUGGAACCAAAGAGGCCAAGAUUUUAGCUAUUGUACUAAGAUGGCAAGGCCAUUGAGUUACUGUGUACAAUACUGUUUUGAUCAUUUGCAAUAGGCCUACCACUGUAUCAGGGUACGAUAUAUGAUUUCAUUUCUUUGCUCUACUUUCAUCCUCUGUUUUGUACAAUAAGCAACGCUUCUUUUUUCAUCUUUAAUUCUAUUUUUGUUUCAGUUUUCUAUUUAAUAAGAAAGUUAUUUUUAGUUUCUGUCUAAGAAUCAUUUAGUCAAAUAAAUGUCAUCUGUACAGUUUAUGUAAAAUAAAAUGUUUUCUUAAUUCUUUUGUAACUUCA